AUGUUGCAGACGAAAUUGAUCGGAUUAUUUUUCUUGUUAGCAGUCUUGGUCUUUGGGAAAAAUGUUCGAAAGUACAAUCUGACCUUGACAUAUGCCUGGGACAAACAAGUCCCAGAUGGUCACGGCCGUCCAACCUAUCUCAUCAAUGGAGAUACCCCUGGACCCGUAUUAACUGUUAAUGAAGGAGAGACUCUGGAAGCAUUUGUGGACAACCAACUGCCCAUAGAAACCACACUUCACUGGCACGGAAUUUAUCAAAUAAAUGAACCAUGGAAUGAUGGUGUUCCAGGCGUUACUCAGUGGGCCACUGAGCCAAGAGAUAACUAUACCUAUCGAUUUACACCUGAAGGCCAGUAUGGAAGCUACUUCUAUGAUGGUCACUUUGGGCCUGCCUUCUCUGACGGUCAAAGAGGUCCGCUUUGGAUCGUGCCAGCUGAAUGGCGACCUCGGCCGUAUCGUCUUAUAACCAACGAUGAGCAUGAAAUCAGAGCAAUGCGCGCAGCGGAAAGUAACCCGCGCCACAUUAUUGUUGCCGAUUGGAAUGAUCAACCUAUGGACAUGUAUCUGAUUCGGUUCCGGGACACGGGAUAUAUCCCAAUCUGCGCCAAUAGCCUCACUUUGAACGGACGAGGCGGAACACGAUGCGAGUCUGCUCAUGAUCUUGAAGAAGCCGGUGGGCCUGGGCGUAAUGAGAGAGGCUGUCGUUACAUGAUUCCCGGCCAUGAGUACACUAACCCUGAAUAUUGCACCGAAACGCAUCCGAAACUAGAGAUUAUUCAGGCUAAUCCAGGAGAAGAAUGGGUUUGGAUUAACUUCAUUCAUUCCGGUGCUCACCACUCUCUCGCAAUUAGCAUCGAUGAGCAUGAGUUCUGGGUCGUUGCGGCUGAUGGUGAAUUUGUUCAUCCGCAGAAGGUCGUAAGAACUCAUGUUAACCUUGGCGAAAGAACGAGCAUUCUGGUCAAGAUGGAUAAGCCGGCUGGGGACUAUGCAUUGAGGCUCCAUUCACUAAGAUCUGAGCAGAUAAUUCAGGGAGCUGGCAUCUUGCGAUAUGCUACAACAAAGAACUCUAAUCGGACAGUUCCCGACACAAAGCCAUGGCUACAUUUGAACGGAAGCCUUGUCGACACUGAGAAGAAAGCCAUGGAUGAAACAAAACUAUAUCCGUAUCCUCCUCGGUCGCCUCCUGAAAAAGCUGACUUCACUCUUAAGUUCAUGGUAAAUAAGACUGGUCCGUCGACUUGGGUGCUUAACGCAGCACCACAUGAGUUCUUCCGUCAGAAUGUUCCUCCCAUAUUGUGGAACGAGAAGUCACGCGGCAAGACUUCGUGGGGAAACUCACAGGGCUUUCUCAAAAAUGGAUCUGUCGUUGACUUAAUCAUUGAAAACGGAGCCGCCGUUGACGCCAGCCACCCUUUUCACAAGCAUAAUCACAAAGUGUUCAUCAUAGGCCACGGGGACGGUGGGUUUCCUUGGAUGAAUGUUGAUGAGGCUAUGAGGAACGGGGGCGAGAAGUAUUUCAACCUGAUCAACCCACCUUACAGAGACGGGUUCACCUCACAGGCCGGAGAAGGAAAGUUUGUCGUAGUACGGUAUAGGAUCUACUUCCCGGCUGUUAGCAUGCUACAUUGCCACAUGAUCCACCAUUUUGCAAGCGGACAACAAGUUAUCCUACUGGAGGGAAUGGAAGUUAUGCCUCCAGUACCCGAGGAGCUAAAACGCAAACCUCAUGUGGAAUUUCAAAUGCCCCUGCGAUAUGGGCCUUUGGACUAA
Messenger RNA from Colletotrichum truncatum, 1770 nucleotides. RefSeq names its product multicopper oxidase. Gene Ontology annotation, molecular function: copper ion binding; oxidoreductase activity. The record is from RefSeq and is a predicted model, not a curated record. Lineage: Eukaryota; Fungi; Ascomycota; Sordariomycetes; Glomerellales; Glomerellaceae.